Messenger RNA from Vitis vinifera (wine grape), 1020 nucleotides. RefSeq names its product transcription factor DUO1. The coding region runs from base 7 to 936 and encodes 309 amino acids. NCBI's taxonomy places the organism in Eukaryota, Viridiplantae, Streptophyta, Magnoliopsida, Vitales, Vitaceae. The record is from RefSeq and is a predicted model, not a curated record. The transcript has 3 exons.
UUAAGAAUGGAAGGAGAGAGAGAGGAGAUAAAGAAAGGGCCAUGGAAGGCAGAGGAAGAUGAGGUGCUGAUAAACCAUGUGAACAAGUAUGGCCCCAGAGACUGGAGCUCCAUUCGCUCCAAAGGGCUCUUGCAGCGCACUGGCAAGUCCUGUCGCCUCCGUUGGGUCAACAAACUCAGACCCAACUUGAAGAAUGGGUGCAAGUUUUCAUCAGAGGAGGAGAGGCUGGUGAUAGAGUUGCAGGCACAGUUUGGGAACAAAUGGGCGAGAAUCGCUACGUAUUUGCCAGGGAGAACUGAUAAUGAUGUGAAGAAUUUUUGGAGCAGCAGGCAGAAGAGGUUGGCCAGGAUUUUGCAGACUCCAUCUUCUUCACCAUCUUCUUCCCAAUCACACAAAAACCCUGGGGAAGUCCCAUUUCUUCAUGAUUUCCCAACUCUAGAGGUCCCCAACUUCAGUGCUUCAAUGGAGGAAGACUUAUCCUCAAAAUCAUCCUAUAUUGACAACUCUGAAAUGAUCAAGUUGGUGGGUUUACCAGAUAUGGUAGAGCCUAACUUGCCGGCUUUGGAGACCAACCUUUUCCAACUUCAGUUCAACCAUGCUGAUCAGAAGACUCCAUGCAUGGAGUCCCAAUCACAAUUCCCCUUCCCUCACCUCCCACAACCCCAACCAGCCCUCACGCUCUCGCCAGAGAGCCAAGAACUGGUGGCUAGACUUGAUGAUCCCAACUUUUUUGAUGUAUUUGGAGACCGAGAUGUUUCUCAGGAACUGGGGAAUGGAGCUCAAUUUCCUGUUGAGCCAACAUUUUUUGAACUGGAAAGUUGCAAAAGCUGUGGGAAACGAAAGGAGAACCCCAUGACUCCGGACAGCUUCUUUGAUGACUUCCCAACCGACAUGUUUGAUCAUAUGGAGCCCCUUCCGAGCCCGUCAGAGUGGUGAUUUAGGUAAAUUUAGAGAUGACAAGGCUGUUAACAUUUCUACACUAGUUUCUGUAGUGGCAUUCAAAUACGCUAGUGACUGCUA